ACUCAAGUUGUCAUUUCGAGACGAUGUAAAGACGCCAUCAAUUUUUAUUCAAUAGAAAAAACGUCAUAUUUAUGUGAAUUAAAUAUAUAAUUAAAAGUUUAUAUUGAAAAUUAAAAGUAAUCAAUAGCAAAAAAAAAGUGCAUUCUCCAUUGCUUCCGGUAUUGAUAAUUUUGUUUUCGACAAGUGUGUGUGAAAAUUGACACGAAAAAUUUCAUUUUGUUAUGACGUCACGUCAUUUUAAACGUCUUUCUUUUUUCAUUAAAAAAAAGUUAACAAUUUUAUUGUUAUUAUAAUUGUUAAUUAUUGAAUGGUGAUUAUAAAUAAACAAUCGUGAAUUUGUGAUAAACUUUGUAGUGAAUGUGCAUGAUAUUUAUAUAUAAAUAAACAAAUAUUCUUUGCGAGCAGAAAUGUCGCUUUAAUAAUUGUCCAAAAGAAGAAAAAAUUGCAAUAAAAAUGCAAAGCUGCUCUAUUCGUGGUUGUCAGAGCUACAAAAGUAUUCAGUGGAAGCCAGUGGCUUAUUUCAAAUUCCCGUUUAACAACAAUGAAUUAAUGAACUCAUGGUUAUCACAAAUUGAUCAAAAAAAUUUUUCACCAACAAUUCAGGAUCAAAUAUGUAGUACACAUUUUUUAAUUGAAGACAUUGAACCAUCGUCAAUUGGUCGUUAUCCAAUAUUAAAACCCGAUGCUGUACCAAGUGUAUUUCCUGAUGAGGAACGAAAAAUUAAUGAACCAAUAGUAACAAUAAAAGAGAAAAAAACUUCUGAAAUAACAGAAAUUAAAAAUAUUAUUCAAUCACCAAAAUUUGAAACAAUUUUAAUACCCGAUUAUUCAAAUAAUAAACAAAUUCCAAUAUUACCAAAACCAACAAAUUUUCCUUCAAAUUUAAUGCAAAUUUCACCGGGUAAAUUAUUAACAUCAUCAAUUCAAUUACAAACACCAUCAAUACUUCCGGUUCAAACAACAACAACGACAACAACAACAAAUCCAGUUCAAAUUCAACGAAUACAAUUUCCCUCGCAAUUGGUAAAAGUUCAAACAUCACCGAUUCUUAAUAAAUUAACGCCAAUUCAACCAAAAUUAUCACCAAUUGUUGCAAAAAAAUCAACAUCAUCAUCGAAACAAAUUUCAAAAAAAUCAUCGACAACAAAUGGAAAAAUUAUGGCAACUAAACAAAUUUCACAAUUACAAGAGAUACUUGAGAAUAAAAAAAAUUUACAAACAAAAUCAAAUUUAAAUCAACAGCAAAAAAAUGAUACAACAACAACAACGACGACGACGAUAACAGCAACAAAAUCGAAUUCACCAUCAGUCGAUGCAAGGCGACCAAUUUUGAAAAUUUCGAUAAAUAAAUUAAAUGACGAGCCUGUUGGUAAAAAAGAGGAAGCAAAAAAAGUAAUUAAACAAAAAGCAGAGGAGGUUUUAGUAAAAAGUUUAAAUAAAUCCGUAAUAUUUCGUUUAAAUCCAUCGGGUGAAAUUGUCGUUGAAACGAUAGAGAAUAAAAAAAAAUCAACGCCAAAAUCAAAAACAAAACCAAAAUUAAUAAAAACAAAUUCAACAUUGGAUACAAUUUCAAGUCAAGUGACAAGUCCAAUUGUUGAGAGGGAAAAAUCAACUAGAAAAAGCCUCGAUCCAAAAUUAACGAAUCUCAAGACCCUUUACAACAAAGCACAAGAGGAUUGUGAGAAAUUAAGUAAAAAAUUAGCAACACUUAAAAAACGUCAUCAAGAGGAACAGGAGCAAAUACUCAAACUUCAAGGUUUAAUGACAAUGCCAAAAAAAAUAGAAACAACAUUUAAUGACGAUUCAAAAAUAAAGAAUUCAAUAUCAACGAAAAAACGAAAACUCAUUAAUACAGAAGACACAAAUGAAGAUGAAUAUGAAAAAUUAUUACGCGAAGUGAGAAAAAUGAAAACUGAACAUAAUAAUAAAAAAGCAACUGUGACAAAAAUUAUUACUAAAGAUAAUGUUAAUGUAAAAGCCGAACAAUUAUCAUUUGAUUAUCAACCAGAGGUAAAUAAUAAAGUGAAAGAAAUUGAGAAAUCAAUUAUUGUCACACAAGAUGAGACAAUAAAUACAACAAUGAGUAAUCGCGAACAUCAAAAGAAAUUACAGAAAAAAGUCACAUUUAUGAAACAAGCAUUACAACAGGAGCAGAAAUUUAUUUCAAUUCCAAAUGUAAUGAAAAAAAAUAAAAAUAUUCAUAAUUUGGAAAAUGAAGGAAAAACGAAGAAAGAAGAGAAAAAAACUGAAAUAUUGAGAAAAAAUGAUGAGAUUGUUGGUGUUAUUGAUGAUGAGGAGGUUGAAUUUGAUUCGGAUGAUGAAAUGAAUUUUGAAGUGGAAUAUUUGGAUCCAGAAUUUGUAGAUUGUUAGAGAAAAAAAAGAAAAAAAAACAAUUUUUUUUUUUUAUAUAGAGUAAAACCUAUUUUUUUCACAAGAAAAAGUUUUUUAUAGAAAAAAAAAGAAUUUUUUCUGGAAAGAAGGUUUUUUUUAACAAAAAAAAUCAUUUUUAUAAAAAAGAUAAUAGAAAAAUAUUUUUAAAAAAUUUUUCUAAAAAAAAAUAAUUUUUAUAAAAAUGAUUUUUUUCGAUAAGGAAGAACAUUUUUUUGUUUUGUUUUUUUUGCAAAGAAAAGAAACCUAUUAAAAGUUACUGAAAAGGAACAUAUUUUUUUUUUAAAUAAUGAAACGGUUGUAAAUAAUCAUUAUUCUUUUGUUUUCUUCGUAUUUGAAAAAAUAAUGUUAAAAAUGCAAUUUAAAGAAUUUUCUAAUUUAAUUUCAUCAUUUAUAUUUAAGAAUAGUUUUGUGCUUUUUUUUUAGUCUAUCUAACGAUUUGUAAAGAGUUACAAAUUACUGUACUAGUUAUUAAGGUUUGCAGUCAAAGUUUGUAGAAGUUUCAUUUUUAUUCACACAAGCUCAAUAAAUAAAAACAGU
This is a messenger RNA of Leptopilina boulardi, 2928 nucleotides long. RefSeq names its product kinesin-related protein 4-like. Gene Ontology annotation, molecular function: sequence-specific DNA binding. Lineage: Eukaryota; Metazoa; Arthropoda; Insecta; Hymenoptera; Figitidae. The coding region runs from base 454 to 2370 and encodes 638 amino acids. The transcript has 3 exons. The record is from RefSeq and is a predicted model, not a curated record.